AGAACCUCUCAUUGUCUGCAAAGAAUUUAAACAACUGUGUUUCUAGAGAGAGAAACAUUCAACGCAAAAUCUAGGGUUUGAAUAAACACAGGAUGAAUGCGGUAGGUAGACACGGUCAAAGUCAAAGAUCCGGUGCAUCUGGAGUUCAUCACCAGCGGCAAUACUCCGAUAACUUUUUGGAAGCCACAUCUUCGUCGGCUAACGGCCGGUGGCUACAACCGCCUUCCAACGCUUCUUCUGCCUUUGGUUAUCAAGGUGCUAGAAUGUAUGAUAAUAGUAGUAGGAAUGUUGGUGUGCAAAGAUCGUUGAGCGGUGGGAGUGAUUUGUUUGCUGAGGCGUUGACGCCACCGCGACAGAAGCACGGUGGCGGUGAUGACAACAAUGGAUUUAGUCCUGGCUUGUUAGAUCUGCAUUCGUUUGAUACGGAGCUUAUCUCCGAGGUGCCUGUAACCGGAACUUAUGGUGCUCCGAUGUAUAACAGUCAUUUAAUGUUCUAAAUCCACCUUAUGUGGG
Messenger RNA from Helianthus annuus (common sunflower), 513 nucleotides. Its product is annotated as kinesin-like protein KIN-13B. NCBI's taxonomy places the organism in Eukaryota, Viridiplantae, Streptophyta, Magnoliopsida, Asterales, Asteraceae. Bases 93 to 497 code for a protein of 134 amino acids. The record is from RefSeq and is a predicted model, not a curated record. The transcript has 3 exons.